AUGUUUUCGGAAUAUAUUAAGGCUUAUCCAAAAUUCCAAACUCUACUUUAUAUACUAGGUAUACUUGGCUUGCUCAAAUGCACAAAAAUGCUCUGGUUUAUAUGGAAAUUGAUGAGACCAAGUACCAACCUUAAAAAAUACGGGAAUGGCUCUUGGGUAUGCAUAACAGGGGCAUCAGAUGGAAUAGGAAAAUAAUUGGCAAUGAAAUUUUCAUAGAAGGGAUUCAAAAUAAUCUUGGUUGCUAGAACACGUUCAAAAUUAGAGGCAGUGGCACAAUAAUUACAAACUGAAUCACACAUCAUAGUUGCCGAUUUUGCUCAAUCUAUGGACAUUAAAUUGUUUGACAAAAUAAUGGAUGAAGUAGGCGAGAGAGACGUGAGUAUAGUCAUAAACAAUGUUGGUGCAGAUGCUUUUAAUCGUUUUCAUUUGAUCUCAGAUGAAGAAAUCUACAAAACCAUUAUAGUGAAUUGCUUACCAGUGACUAUGCUAUGUAAAAGAUUCAUUCCACAACUGCUAAGAAGGAGAUCACAUAAAUCUGCCAUAGUAAAUGUGACAUCUCUGGCAGGAUAGAUCCCAACGCCCUAUUUCAAUGUAUAUAGUGCAAGUAAAUCCUAUGGGGAAUAUUUGACAUCUACAUUGAGUGCUGAAUAUCCUGAAUUGGAAGUCUUUGCUUUAAGACCCUCUGAGGUCUCAACCAACAUGACAUUUAAUAGGAAACCAGAUUUGAUGACCAUCACCCCUUCAGAUUGUGCUGAUGGACUCUUGAAGAGAAUGGGAUGGAAUACAAAUGGACAUUGGAAUCAUGAGAUAUAAGCUGAAUUCUAUCUAUUCGCGCCACGUUGGUUAUUCAAUUGGGUAAUGAUUAAGUUCAUUGCUCCUUAAUGGAUGAAGGAGAGGGCAUCUACAACUGAUACUUAGAAGAAAAACAACUGAUUAAUGAGUGGUAUAAAAAGAUUUGAGAUUAUCCUCUUUAAAAUUAUUUAUCAAUUUAAUAUUUUUAGA
Messenger RNA from Paramecium tetraurelia, 1002 nucleotides. RefSeq lists its product as uncharacterized. The record is from RefSeq and is a predicted model, not a curated record. The transcript has 2 exons. Lineage: Eukaryota; Ciliophora; Oligohymenophorea; Peniculida; Parameciidae. Gene Ontology annotation, molecular function: oxidoreductase activity.